CCCGAUGCAAUGUUGUAAGAGGUGUUACGGUGUGAGCACGGGCUUGCCCUGACGUGAUCGAAGCCGAUCUCGCAAAACACCCACUAAGAGGAAGGUAUCAUGGCUUUCAAAAAUCUGUUUUUACUCACUUGUACUUGUUAUUUGUUAAUCCAUUUGAGGAACGAGGAGGUGGGUAGCUUGAGUCCCAACCGUUAGUUUUCAAAAAUCCGUUGUUACCCACUUUGUACUUGUCGAUGAAGUUGUUUAACAGGCGCCAUUACAGCUCUCUUCUUCCACUCGACCUCAAGAAGUCCAAGCGAAACCCAUCACUGGGAUCCAAAAUUCUCUUUCUCUGCAAGUCGGGCUCGCUUUUGGGAGCUCUCCAACUCCUGAACUCCACAGAUUCCAGCGAAAUCUCCAUUAAACCCGUCGUCUAUGCAUCUCUCUUACAGACUUGCACCAAAGCCCAUUCUUUCAACCUCGGGCUCCAAAUACAAUCGCACAUAAUUAAGUCUGGCCUCGAGUCUGAUCGUUUUGUAGGGAACAGCUUAUUGUCACUGUACUUCAAACUGAGCGCUGAUUUUUCAGAAACUCGAAAAGUGUUUGAUUGUUUGUUAGUUAAAGAUGUAAUAUCUUGGACUUCUAUGAUUUCAGGGUAUCUUCAUGUGGGAAAACCCAUGGAAUCUCUUGAAAUGUUUGAGAAGAUGUUGGAAUUUGGGGUUGAACCAAAUGCAUUUACACUUUCUGCCGCAAUUAAGGCAUGUUCUGAACUUGGCACUCUAAAGCUUGGCAGGUGCUUUCAUGGGGUUGUAUUAGGACGUGGUUUUGAUUCAAAUUGCGUUAUAGCAAGUGCCCUUAUUGAUAUGUAUGGCAGGAAUUUUUACCUGGAAGACGCCUGCCUCUUGUUUGUCGAGAUGCCUCAACCAGAUGCUAUUUGCUGGACUUCGGUUAUUUCUGCUUUCACCAGGAACGAUCGCUUUGAGGAGGCUUUAGGGUUCUUUUACUUGAUGCAGAGGAAGUAUGGUCUAUUGCCAGAUGGGUUUACAUUUGGGACUGUUCUAACAGCUUGCGGUAAUCUGGGAAGGAUGAAGCAAGGUAAAGAAGUUCAUGCAAAGGUUGUUACAGCUGGAAUAUGUGGCAAUUUGGUCGUUGAGAGUAGCCUUGUAGAUAUGUAUGGGAAAUGUGGGUUGGUUGAGGAAUCUCAUAAGGUUUUUGAUAGGAUGCCCCAAAAGAAUUCUGUUUCUUGGUGUGCAUUGCUUGGGGGAUACUGCCAAAAUGGUGACUUUGAAUCUGCUAUUAAGAUUUUCAGGAUGAUGGACAAGGUGGAUGAUCUCUACAGUUUUGGGACUGUUCUUCGUGCUUGUGCAGGUCUAGCAGCUGUGCGUCAGGGCAAAGAGAUCCACUGCCAGUAUCUGAGGAUGGGAAGUUGGAGAGAUGUUAUUGUAGAAUCAGCUUUAGUUGAUCUCUAUGCAAAAUGUGGUUUUAUUGAUUAUGCAUACAGAAUUUUUGUGGAAAUUCCAUUUAGAAAUUUAAUUACUUGGAAUUCUAUGAUUUGUGGGUUUGCACAAAAUGGUAGAGGUGAGGAAGCCAUCGGGAUGUUCAAUGAGAUGGUUAAAGAAGGGAUUAUACCUGACUAUAUUAGUUUUGUUGGGGUACUUUUUGCUUGUAGCCAUACAGGUCUUGUUGAGCAAGGUAAAAAGCACUUUAAAUCAAUGAGUGAUUAUGGGAUUAAAGCUGGAAUUGAGCACUAUAAUUGCAUGGUUGAUCUUCUUGGCCGAGCUGGACUAUUAGAGGAGGCUGAAGGUUUGAUAAACAAUGCAGAUCUUAAAGAUGAUUCAUCUCUUUGGGCAGCUCUUCUUGGUGCCUGUACAGCUUAUUCGGACCCAGUUGUAGCCGAGCGAGUUGCAAAGAAAAUGAUGCAACUGCAACCAGAGUACCACCUCAGUUAUGUUCUUUUAGCUAAUGUCUAUAGGUCUGUUGGCCGGUGGGAUGAUGCUCUAAAGAUUAGGUUGUUAAUGAGAGAUAGAGGGAUCAAGAAAAUGCCCGGUAAGAGCUGGAUUGAAGUUAAGAACAACAUUAGAUUGCCUGCUAAUCAAGUGCAUUCAGGUCUUCAAGGAAAGAACCGCCCAGAUAUUGAAGGGUUCGGUUUGGAGGAUACAAGAAAUGGGUCUGAAUCAAAUGUGAAUGUCACACUCCUUGUUGAAGCAUAGGCUUGAUUUGACGAUUAGUGUUGCCCAUUUGUUAUGCUUUAUUUAGCUACGUUCUGGAAAAUGAGGAUUUUACUAACUGGAUGGCAUGGAUCCAUAAACAUGUUUGGAGUAUGCAUGGUACAAUCCCAAGGCAGGUGAGAGGUCUUGGGGUAAAUACAAUUUUGAAGCACCAAAUUGACAGUUGGACUGAGGCUGGCUGAGCUCAAUAACAUGAAUUCUUGUAUUUUCAUUUGGCUAAAUUGCAUUAUGCACCUCUACAGAGAACCAUUCUUCAAGAGAGAGAGAGAUAUCUUAAAUGUCAUUUCAAUAAUUAUAUACAUGUAAUUGUAUUGGAGAUCCAGAGCAUAAAAUCUAGAGUAGAUCAAAGUGGGUGAAAGAAAAAAUAUAUCAACUGGUCAUGGUAUCACACACUUCUUAAAGAAGCCGGAGGAUUGUUAUUGGACAUAAUAAAUAUGGGAGCUGGAGCUGUUUUCUCUUGUCACAUGCCUAUAUGAAAUGGUGUCAUUUUUCAAUCAGUUUCAUUGUUCUUUUGUAUGUCCCAAAAAAUUUGGCAUGGCUUUUCAGGUUCUUUUGCAAUACAAAAGGAAUAGAAAUCAUAGGUAAAGGUGGUUAAUAGAUAACAGCAGUUUUCCAGCUGACAGCAACAUAUAUGGAGUUUAAGAUAAUCUAAGUGAGAAGCUUGCAUUGUUGAUGGGGGUCUUUUCUGGCAAGUGGGCUAUUAUGGCUGUCUUAUAAUAUAUGAUUUUAUAGACUUAUAGCCUCAUCCUGUAAAGAAUCCAUUGCAGUAAUCUCAGUGUCUGUUAUGUAUUCYUUUUCAUUUUUUUUUUGAGAUAAGGUUAACCAUAUUUUAUUAAUAAAACAGG
Molecule: messenger RNA, 3052 nt
Organism: Nelumbo nucifera (sacred lotus)
Lineage: Eukaryota; Viridiplantae; Streptophyta; Magnoliopsida; Proteales; Nelumbonaceae
Product: Pentatricopeptide repeat (PPR-like) superfamily protein
Biological process (GO): RNA modification
Molecular function (GO): protein binding; RNA binding
Source: RefSeq, a predicted model, not a curated record